Molecule: messenger RNA, 1476 nt
Organism: Cryphonectria parasitica EP155
Lineage: Eukaryota; Fungi; Ascomycota; Sordariomycetes; Diaporthales; Cryphonectriaceae
Product: N-terminal nucleophile aminohydrolase
Exons: 4
Coding region: 1-1476 (491 amino acids)
Source: RefSeq, a predicted model, not a curated record
AUGUGUCGUUUUCUGGUUUACAAGGGCAGCGACGAGCUACUCCUCGCCAAUCUUGUCCUCGACCCCGUGCAUUCGAUUCUGAAGCAGAGUUUUGACUCUCGUCUGCGACUUGACAGGAGACGUGGUGUCAACAAUGCCGAUGGUUUCGGAAUAGGCUACUAUACCCCAAAACUGCGCGCCUCGCCCUUCUUCUACACGUCUGUCUUCCCGGCCUGGAACGAUGAGAACCUCGAGCGGCUCGCCUACCACAAUGCCUCGCAUCUUAUCUUUGCGCACGUCCGGGCUACUACGGAGGGCUCAACCUCCCAAGCGAACUGCCACCCUUUCGUGCACGGUAGCCUCAUGUGGAUGCACAACGGUGGUCUGGGCGGUUGGACGCAUAUUAAGAGAAGGCUAGCAGAACGGCUGGCGGACAAGUGGUACCUGGGCGUCAAAGGCGGUACCGACAGCGAGUGGGCCUUUGCGCUGUUCCUGGACACACUCGAGCGUAUGGGUGUCGAUCCCAGCUCCGAGCCUCAGGAGGGCUUUGACCCCAUGACACUCAAGAAGGCUAUGCUCAAGACGAUCGAGAUCAUUAACGAACUCAUCGACCAGAUCCCUGAGAGCACCCUGUACAACGAGAAUGUCGAUACAAGGAGCCUGCUGAAUUUUUGUGUCUCGGACGGCCACAGCAUCAUCUGCACGAGAUAUAUCAACAGCUCAACAGACGAGGCGGCCAGUUUGUACUAUUCUACGGGCACGCAAUGGGAGAACAGGCCUCGUCUUGAGGACAAUGAGAACUACCAGAUGGAGCGCCGCGACAGGGGGGCCGACGUCGUUCUAAUUGCCAGUGAACCUUUAACAUUUCAGCGAGAGAACUGGAUCAAUGUUCCAACCAACUCUAUCCUCACCAUCCAUGACCAGAGCGCUUUCAUUGAAGACAUUAAAGACCAGUUCUACCACAGCGAUCCUUGGCACCGCCGUUCGGCCGGAUUUGUGCACAGCAAAGGCCUGGUCGCGAACGAGAAGGCUGGCACCCCUACGGCUCUGCCUAGCCCUGCUGUGGUUGUCACCGAUGACAUCCAGGAGCAAGAAGCGGCUCAGAAAAGAACCCAUCUGGGCCCGACAAUUCCUUUCAGUCUGAUGCGAUCUGUCACGCCACAGUCCGUGAAGCCUGUGAGGCCUGUGACCCCAGAGGCUGCCAGAGAUCAAUCCGCACCGCCACGCGCACGAGCCACCAUCUCCAGCGGCAGUGUUCAAAACAGUACGGAUGUGCGGUCCGUCACGAUGCCUUUGGAAACAAGACCCGCGGCACCCGUACACACUCCGUCGCAAGGCAAUAUCAAGAGAAAAAGGAUGUCUCUGAGUGAUCUGCCGCAGAUGCAAGGGCAAUCCAACCCCCCGGCGGACCCACCCACCCCGUUGAGCCCAGUCGAGAGGGCAGCAUAUGGCGAUCCUGCGAAGAUCGCGCGGUUUUUCCCCGAGCUGACCCUCUAA